Durusdinium trenchii is the source of this 993-nucleotide messenger RNA. Lineage: Eukaryota; Dinophyceae; Suessiales; Symbiodiniaceae. The record is from the annotation of a GenBank genome assembly.
AUGACUGUGGCCAUUUACCACUAUGUCAAGCCAGGAAAGGAAGCUUGGAAACUUUUUCUGCUGACUUUGAAGGCUCGCCUCUUUGAAAACAUGACUUCACAGGCGAGCGUGCCCCAUACCCCCGAGUCGGCUGCCAGCGUGGUGGAAAGUCUGGGCGACGCAGCCCUCUUGACCGAGGAGGAAGUCACAUCGAGCCAGUGCUGCACUUGCCACAAGCCCAUUGACAAGGACAAUUCUUUGGUCAUUGUUCGGGCUGGCGUCAAGUCUUCGAAUGAGAUCCGCCGUUGCCGGCCUUGCCACAGCAUGCGCAGCGCCAUUGAAAGGGGAGAGGAUCUCCGCAAGAGAUUGGAGGAAAUUGUUCAGGAUUGGAAGAUCAGCACCACCCGGUAUGAGUUCAACCAAGAAGCCGAUUUUGUUGAGGAAAGUGACCUCAGGGCAAAAUAUGCUGACAAGCCCGAGAUCGCCGAGAACAUCCUGAAGAACAGCCUUUCCUUCUUUUGUCCAAUCAAGAAGGUGAUCCUAUACGCCGACCCAAAGUACCAGGCCAAGGUGUCUGACCAACAUGAACUUGGGCAUUCAGAGAAAAGGAAGGGCCUGGAUGACACCACGGAUGCCAAAGCUCCAAAGAGACCAAAGAAGGCCGACAAGAAUGGCAAGGAUGGUGAUCCUGCCGACGAGCCCAAGCUCAAAGCGGGAGAAAAGAAAAAGGUCGCAAAGAAGGCUGAGCAAGUUUCUUCCAAGGUCCUGCAAAUGAAGGACACCUUGGAAAAGUGCUCCUCGUUUGGAGAUAUGAUCCCACCGUACGUCAUCAAGGCUGCGUCGGAUGCCAAAGACAAGUCCCAAGUCGCAAUCCAGAACGCCCAGACUUGCCUUGACUCUGGCAAAGGGGAUUCCAGCCACCUCAUUGAGACCCUGGAUGCUACACUCAAUGAGUUGAGUGAGGGUUUGGCCAGGGUGAAAAACCAGUUGGAACAGGCUUCCAAGUUCAAGUGA